AGUGUCUAAUCGAUUUCUAACCUUACCUCUUCUACUAAGUGCAAAGUCUAAUAAUUAUAUUUUUUUAGAUUAAGUAUUUAUUUAAGAUUAUGAAGCUCAUAAAAAAUAAAAAAUAAUCAUAACUUACAAUUACAACUUUCAGUGCUUUCAAAUUUGUAGAGGUUAAGUUAGGCCUGUAUAUUAAGGGUUUGGUAAUAUGCGUACUAAUAACUCAGAUGGAAAUAUAAAUGAAAAUUGUCAAUUGGCUUCUUACAAAUCCAAGCAUGAGAAUGAUGAUACCCCUGUAAAAAAUCCUGAAGAGAUUGCUGAAGGUAAACAGAAACUGCAAAGCUGGAUCAACAAACAUAUGAAGAUUGAAAUGACCGAUGGUAGAAUUCUUAUUGGGAUGUUUUUGUGCACAGACAGAGAUGGAAAUGUAAUUUUGGGAUCUUGCAGCGAGUACCUUAACCCUGAAGGUAUUAUGCACAUCUGAAGGAGAUUAAUGAUGAUUGGAUGCUUUUGAGAAUCAUAAAAAUGUCUCGUAUCCAAAGUGCCAGAUGGGCAUUCAACUGCCGGGACUGGUCACCAUCGGAAUAUGAUGUUCAACUUUUAGCAAGUGGUCUUGAUGCUGAAGACAAAGAACAAGUAGGAAAGUUUAUUUUUCAAAAAGAUGCCAAAUCGGCAAUCAUUGGACGAUUUUUGACCAAGAAGUUUAUAUGUGAUGCUACAGGUAUUCCGUGGAAAAAAGUCAAGAUUUUCCGUGAUACUGAGCAUAAAAAGCCAUACUUUCCACAGGAACUUUACCCGUCCUGCAGAGUACAGUUUAAUAUUUCGCACAGUGGUGAUUUUGUUGUUUUAGCUGGGGAAAUGGGUGAUGUAAAAGUGGGGGUGGACGUAAUGAAAGUAGAAAAACAGAGGACAACGACUGUUCCAGAAUUUUUCCGAUUGAUGAACAAACAGUUUGCAGCUGAAGAGUGGAGUGUGGUGAAAUCCCAAUACACUGAAUGUGAGCAGAUGGCAAUGUUUUAUCGGUUUUGGUGUUUGAAGGAGAGCUACACAAAAGCAACUGGGACAGGCAUCACAGUUGACCUUCAAAAGAUAUGUUUUAAACUGAAAAACCUCCGUUUGGCUGUUAAUUCGGUUGUGGGUGACACACAAGUUUUUGUUGAAGGCCAAAAACAAGAAGGGUGGCUGUUUCAAGAGACUAUGAUCAGCAACAACCACAUUGCUUCCGUGGCUAUUUUUAGCCCAAAGGGGUGUUCAGACUUUCAAUCUAAAGGAGAACAUUUCAGUGUUCUUAGCUUUGAUGAGUUAAUAUCCCAGUACGAUCAAAUAUCAGAUAUUGAUAUUGAUUUCAGUAAAAGGUUUUUGUCCAAGAAGAUAAAACCGUGAUUUAUUUUAGACUACUAUUAUAGUAGAUGGUUGGAAUAAAUGGUCAAUCUUUA
Molecule: messenger RNA, 1424 nt
Organism: Macrosteles quadrilineatus (aster leafhopper)
Lineage: Eukaryota; Metazoa; Arthropoda; Insecta; Hemiptera; Cicadellidae
Product: N-alpha-acetyltransferase 38, NatC auxiliary subunit-like
Exons: 3
Coding region: 197-472 (91 amino acids)
Cellular component (GO): cytosol; NatC complex
Molecular function (GO): RNA binding; magnesium ion binding; holo-[acyl-carrier-protein] synthase activity
Source: RefSeq, a predicted model, not a curated record